CAAGGAUACUAGACUCUAUCUGUUGGCAGCAUGUUACCGCGUGAUCAUUGUCUACCUGAUACUUACUACAACAUGAAAAAAUUUGUCUCAGAGUUAGGUCUUCCCAUGAUUAAAAUUCACGCUUGCCCAAUGGGAUGCAUGUUAUUUUGGAAGAACGAUGAGGCAUUGACCCAUUGUAAGUUUUGUAAUGCGGAUAGGUACAAACCUAUAUCAGCCAUGACUCGGAAACCACGCAAAAGGUCUGCGUCAUCUAAGUUGAUAUAUCUUCCUUUAGCCCCACGGUUGCAAAGGUUGUAUGCCUCAAAUGCCACGGCUAAACACAUGACAUGGCAUGUGGAACAUGAGACUGAAGAUGGGUUAAUGUGUCACCCAUCAGAUUCUGAGGCGUGGAAGCAUUUCGAUCGGUGUUAUCCACAAUUUGCUUUUGAGCCACGCAAUGUUCGACUUGGGUUAUGUGCUGAUGGCUUUGCCCCGUAUGGCCAAUUCGGGGGACAAUUCUCAUGUUGGCCAAUUAUCAUUACACCAUAUAAUCUCCCCCCUGACAUGUGUAUGAAACAACAUUUUAUGUUUUUGUCAUUAAUGUGUCUAGGACCGGGUAAUCCAAAAAAGAGAAUUGAUGUAUACCUGCAACCAUUGGUGGAAGAGCUCAGACAGUUAUGGGAUGUAGGUGUUCCCACAUAUGAUGUUUCCAGGAAUCAAAUAUUUAAUUUGAAGGCUGCAGUUAUGUGGACAAUUAGUGAUUUUCCAGCAUAUGGAAUGCUUUCUGGCUGGAGCACCGCCGGUCUGAUGGGGUGUCCUGUUUGUAUAGAGAAGUCAAACACAUUUUGGCUCAAGAAUAGCCACAAGCCAUGUUACUUUGAUUGCCAUCGAAGAUUCCUUCUUCAGAACCAUCCAUAUCGAAAGGAUAAGAAAUCAUUUCUAAAGGGGCGCACUGAGCUUGAUCCACUACCAAUGAGGUUUACAUGAUAUCAAAUUUAUGAUCGCGUGCGCUCUAUCCCUACUGCCAUAGAUGAUCCUCUUCAGUAUCCAGAGGGAUAUCUGAUUCAUCAUAAAUGGACGAUCUUCUUAUUAGGCAUAACUUGGAUGUCAUGUAUAUUGAAAAAAAAUAUUUUUGAUAACAUUUUUAACACAGUGAUGAACUUAAAGGGAAAAACCAAGGACGGCCUAUCUUCAAGAAAAGAUGUGGCAUUUUAUUGUGAUAGACCGAAAAUUGCUAUGAGCCCAGAUUACGAAGGUCCCUUCAAGAAAGCAGUUUACCAGGUGAUCGAUGAACAGAAACAAAAAAUAUUGGAGUGGCUUAUUCAGCUACGGUUUCCUGAUGGGUACACAUCCAACUUCCAUAGAUGUGUAGACUUAGAGAAAUUGUCAAUGAAGAGUAUGAAGAGCCACGAUUGUCACGUCCUCAUGCAACGAUUACUUGUUGUUGGUAUGAGGGAAAAUGUUCCGGAUAAUGUAUGGGCGUGCAUUAGUGAUGUUUGUCAAUUGUUUCUGUUAAUACGCUCGCCUGUAUUAAGCCGAACUGCUUUGGAGGAACUUCACCGUAAAGCUCCCACUAUUAUGUGUAAUCUAGAAAAUGACUUUCCUCCAUCCUUUUUUGAUGUAAUGGAACAUUUACUAAUUCAUCUUCCAUUUGAAGCUAUGAAGGAAGGUCCUGCAUUUUAUCGAUGGAUGUACGGAUGUGAGAGGUUUUUACGGGAGUUGAAAAAAAAGGUGACAAAUAAAGCACACGUGGGAGCUUCUAUCUGCCAAGCGUACAUCACAGAAGAGGUGUCUACAUUUUCCUCCUACUAUUUUGAAAGAGAAGUCAUGACUAAGCGAAAAAGACCUGCCAGAAAUGACGAUAUUGAUCCGGGAUUGUAUGACCAAAUGAUUUCAAUCUUCAACUAUCCUGGGAAAGGUUAUGGUAGAAGAACGCACCGUCAUGUGGUGGGAGAUGAGUUCUGCAUUGCACACACCUACAUUUGGAUUACUGUCCAGAAGUUAUUCCCUUCUACAAUGAGUUUAGAGAAUGUUUACAAGAUUAUUCAAGUGAGGAGGUCGAUUUGAUGAUCGCGAGUGAUUUUGCAUCAUGGUUCAAAAGCGUGAUAUUAAGUGAUGAUAAAAAGGGUACUGUUGAUCCGUUUUUGGUUUCACUAGCAUGGGGGCCUUCAACAUUAGCACAAUGUUGGUCUAUAUACUAUGUGAAUGGUUACAAAUAUCAUACUCUUGCCUACGGAAACAAUAAACCCACAAUGAAUAGCGGAGUCAGUGUCCCGACCUGCAAUUAUGAUAAUUCAGAGUCUAAUUUUUUUGGAUAUGUGGACGAGAUACUCCAGAUGAAAUUUCCAGAUCAAAAUGACUUAUCCAUUGUACUAUUCCGAUGCACUUGGGUUGAUCCUGUGAGGGGUGUGAUACAACAUCAAAAACAUAACUUAGUCGAUGUUAAUCAUACACGAGUUUACAAGAAAAAUGAGCCAUUCAUUUUAGCUCAACAGGCUGUCCAAGUAUAUUACGCGAAAUAUCCGACUACAAAGAAAAAAUCUUCUGCGUGGGUCAGCGCAUGCACAAUUACACCGAGAAAAAUUGUUUCUCAUUCGAUACAUAAAAAUGUUGAUAUUGAUGUUUAUCAACAAGAGUUUUUCCAACCUCCAGCUCCAGAAAUUUAUGCGGGACAUAUCGACUUGGAAGAUCCAACUGACGCAGAAAUAGACCAUGAUCCCAACGACGGCAUUGACGAAAUAUCUCAGCAUGAAGAAGACGAUUGGAACUUUCAGUCGGAGGACACUGAUGAUGAAGAGUACAUGGACAAUCCUGACUCAGAUCCUGACUCAGAUGAAUGAACAUUAUUAUUGCCUUUUAAUCUGUAUUUUUAUUUAAUUUGUAGGUGUUGUUGUUGUAUCCCAUUUUAAUUAUUCCCUUCAUUGAUAAAAAACAAUAUUCCCUUCAAACAAUAAAUUAAUUAUGAAUCCUAA
This is a messenger RNA of Cuscuta europaea, 2951 nucleotides long. The record is from the annotation of a GenBank genome assembly. Lineage: Eukaryota; Viridiplantae; Streptophyta; Magnoliopsida; Solanales; Convolvulaceae.